Messenger RNA from Dendroctonus ponderosae (mountain pine beetle), 1453 nucleotides. RefSeq lists its product as uncharacterized. NCBI's taxonomy places the organism in Eukaryota, Metazoa, Arthropoda, Insecta, Coleoptera, Curculionidae. The transcript has 5 exons. Bases 1 to 1014 code for a protein of 337 amino acids. The record is from RefSeq and is a predicted model, not a curated record.
AUGUCGAACGAUGGCAGUGCUUCCCAGUCAGACUCGUCGAAUAGUUCUUCUAGCCAGCUUUCAUUUUUCCAAGAUAAUACAUUAGAUUUGUCUAAUCUGGAUAGUCCAGAUAGCGCUUUCGUACGAAGUGGAACAGUUGUUCGAAGAUCUACAUCGACUUUUAGAAAAGAGAGAAUUGAAUCUACUAGUAGUACGGAAGAUGUAAUAUUCAUAAUAUUUUUAUUCGUUUCUUUUCUCAGGUCAUCACUUGACUCUUCGCUUGAGAACACUGAUUGUUUAAAAGUUACCAAUCUGAAUGAGUUUAAAGCGGAAAAAACGUCAUCUCCGAAUAGUUCCAGUUAUUUCAGCUGGAUUGAAAGUGUCAACAGCGAAUACUUUGGAAGCGCCGUAUCAAACGCAUCUACUCAAGAUGCUGAUAGCAAAGUUGGCGAGUGGAAUAACUUCUGGUUGAACUACAGCAGUGCUCGUCUUCGUCAUUUAUCAACUGAUCAAACGUUUAGCUCUGAUGGAGGAGAAAGAACAGCAGAUGAUCAGUCAGAUCAAGAGCACAAAAGUCCUGGAAGUACCCAGAGGGACGUUACUGAUAAAAAUUCUGUGGAACUCGUUAUGUUAACAGUGGAAGAAAUUCAAGAAACAUUAAGAUGCUCGCAAAGGAUUACGGAAAUAUUGCGAAGUGCCAUGAAAAGAAGCGAAGUAGAUGGAGGUUCAAAUGGGUCUUAUUAUUCUCAACAUUUAUCUACUAAGAAUUCAGUGAACGAUGAAGUGGAUGUACCAUCAGGAAACAUGGCCAAUAGAGAACGUUCGAUUUCAUGCAUUGAAACCCAACCGACUCAGCGUCAGAAGCAAUCCAUGAAGCCAAAGCAACAGUCUUCAAGUACCAGUUGUAUUGAAGCUCUUUUAAAUACUGGCGUGGGAGAUAUUUGGAAACGAGUCAUAUCCAAACGACGUGAUGUUUCUUCAGCCGAUUCCAAGCUUCUUCAAAGAAACAGCUUUUCUGAGUGGUCCAGUCGAUAGUUUCAUUCUAAGCCAGUUGCUUGAAUCUCAGGGACUUAUUUUAUUCAAAUUAUAGCAUCUGUUUUCUUGAUAUAUUUGUUAGCUUUCAAUUUAGCAACACGUAGAUAGCUGUUUGAAUCUUUAUAUUAUUUUAUCUGUUGUGUGAUAUUUAUAGUGCAUGUUUCAGUUUCACAUCGCAUGAAAGUAUGUGUAAAACUAACUGGGGAGAUAAUUUAGUAUGCGAUGAAACAGUAAUGAAUGUAACUUCAUUGGUAUGACUAUAACCGAGUUGCAUACCUCUGGAAUAAAGAGAAAAAUUCUUUUUUACAGCACAUAACUGUAUGUAUACUGUAUUUUUAGCUGGUUUUAAAGAAAUAAAUUUUGUAAAAUUCUCAAAUUUUAUUGUGCAAAAAUAUACAAAAUAUACUGAAAAGCUUUGUUAUUUAAUGAUAGCCAGAAG